Molecule: messenger RNA, 1059 nt
Organism: Colletotrichum navitas
Lineage: Eukaryota; Fungi; Ascomycota; Sordariomycetes; Glomerellales; Glomerellaceae
Exons: 2
Coding region: 370-900 (176 amino acids)
Source: RefSeq, a predicted model, not a curated record
UGCAUGGGCCCCGGCGCGUCAGACCACUGGGGCGCCAUCACGAUGGUGCCCCGGGUCUAGACCGCCAUCGACCGCAUGUGUGUGCGGGGCAGAAGGAAAAAAGGGUCAUCUAAUUACUCUGCGAACCCGGACCUUCGUUUAUCACCGCGUUUCCUGCAACCCGCCCAUUCCCGGCACAUGGAUUAAGGGUCCUGUACCCUCUCGGCUGCAAGGAACCCUGGACCAUUCCAACAUGUCGGUUUUCGGACGUACAAAACAAACGCUUCAAGGGCUUACGGCAGGCAGUGUGCUGCUGUAGGUGGUAGCUUCGCUUCCCCACUGGCCAAUGCCUGUCUUAUCUUCUCUCGGAUCUAGGUGCGCCCCGUGGUAAUGUUUAUUCAUGACGAGCUCAUGUCUCUUGUAGAUGACAGCACUUCUCCUUAUCAAAUUCGCCUCAUACCGUAUACCUUCCUCCGUGGUUCAUGGGUGCGAACCAAAAGACUCCAUCAACUCCGAUCACGAACUCCAAAAACGAGGCCGAGUAGCCAUCUCGGUGGGCCCAUGUUCUCCCGUCGUCAUCCAUGCCGGCACCGAUGGGGGGGGGGCGACAUGUCCUCCUGUCUUGGGACAUCGUCAGUCGCUUCCCUUCGGCCAACCCAUGUUGGCCAUGCAAAAACCAAGAAAAGUCGAGAACAACCCUCCCUCUACUUCGAUAUAUGGCGAAGUCGACCACUUGCCGUUUCGUACUUCGCUAGAAGACAAUAUUUUAAAAAUGAAGUAAAAAUCUCUCAGCAGGCCAAUAAUGCGUAUAUUCUACGCUGGCCUACCCAAGGCGCCGCCGAUUUGGCGCACCUCACAUCAACUUGUCUGCAGCCAGCAAUGCUGCACCACAGAACCAUCGUUCAAGGGGGCUUGUUUUAAGCGUAUCCACUUUGGGGCCCGUACAGCCUCUGCCGCUUCUCUGGCCGGUCAUCGCCGACGAGGUGGUCGGGCACACGCAUCUGCUGCAUCCCAGGCGGCAUGUUCUGAAACGUUGGCCGUUGGGCUGACGUUGGCGUAAUGACCAUUUGGGCCGUGUUC